AUGCCACGCCUGCUUUGGCUCUAUGUGUUCCUGAGCUGCUGGAAGCUGGUCCCCUCCUUCUGUCCAUCCCAGUGCACCUGCGUCUACCACGGACGGACCGACGGCACUGGCACACGGUCAGUGCUGUGCAAUGACCCAGACAUGGCGGACAUCCCAACCAACAUCCCCGUGGACACGGUGAAACUGCGGGUGGAAAAGACGGGGGUCCGCCGCAUCCCCGCCGAGGCCUUCUACUACUUGGCCGACCUGCGCUACUUGUGGGUGACCUACAACGCCGUGACCACCGUGGACCCCAGCAGCUUCUACAAUCUGAAGGUCUUGCAUGAGCUGCGGCUGGACGGCAACCAGCUGGCCUCCUUCCCCUGGGGGGCACUGCGCGAGAUGCCCAGCCUGCGCACGCUGGACCUGCACAACAACCGGCUUUCCUCUGUACCCGCUGAGGCGGCGCCGCUGCUGGUCAACAUCACCUACCUGGACCUGUCCAGCAACAAGCUCACCUCGCUGCCCUCCGAUCUCAUGGACAUAUGGCCCCCGUUUUCAGGGCUGCCCAGGAGCUACAACUCGUCCCAUAAAGUGGUUCUUGGGCUACAGGACAACCCAUGGUACUGUGACUGUCGCAUCUCCAAGCUGAUUGAGCUGUCCAAGAUGGCGGAGACACUGGUGGUCCUGUUGGACCAGUUCCUGGCCUGCAGUGGACCCGAGAACCUGGCUGGGGUCCUGUUCUGGAAGGCCGAGCUGGACCAGUGUAUCAAGCCCACAGUUUUGACCUCAGCCACUAAGAUCACGUCCCCAUUGGGCAGCAACGUGCUCCUGCGCUGUGAUGCCACCGGCCUGCCCACUCCCGUCCUCAUUUGGACCAGGGCUGACGGCUUACCUGUCAACCACACAGUUGUCCAGGAGUCUCCAGGAGAGGGGAUCAAGUGGUCUAUUAUAAGCCUGCAUGGGAUAUUGUACAAAGACGCGGGGGAGUAUCGGUGCAAGGCCAAAAACGUGGCUGGGACGGCCGUGGCCACCAUCACUUUGAGCGUGGCUGGCGAGAUCACCACGCCCGAGUACCCAGAGGGGGUCACGCCGAAGCCUCCCAUGCAGGAGGGGGCGGUCAGUCCGGCCCAGGCAGACUCGGCGUUGGCGAGCUCUGCCGUAACCACUCGCGGCCCCACUGUGCCACCAAACGCCACCCAGCCCAUGACUCCCACCAAGAAGAGGCCCGCGAUUCCGGACGGCCAGCAGAGGUCGUCGGCCCGAAUGCAGCAGGAGAGCCAGGAUGGAAAGCCACCGCAGGAUGAGGACAGCAGGGUGUCCGGGAACGACAGCACAUCCGGGAGCCAGAGACCCGUCAUCGGGAGCAUCCAGGUGGCGGAGGAGAAUGCCGAUACCGUGGUGCUGGUGUGGAGGGCUGAGGGCACGAAGGGAAGCGUCCCGCUCACUGUGGUUUACUCGCCGUAUGAGGACAAGGUCAAACAGACACUCACCACUGAGGUGGGCAAGGGCAAGGUGGCCCUCGAGGGGCUCAAACCCAAUACAAAAUACAUGGCGUGCCUGAUCGUCAAAGGUGGCCCUUCCCGUAGGGACCAGUGCGUCACCUUCUCCACGGCGGAGCCCGCAGCAGAACAGCCUCAGAGCCGUCUGCUGAUGGUCGUGGGGGGCGUCGCGUGCGCCCUGGCCUUGCCCCUCAUCGUCUUACUCCUCUGCAAGAUCGCCGGCCUGUGCUGUAGGACACGUAGGGACCCGCGCGAGGCAGAGCUGUCCAAGGAGACCUAUGUGAAGUUCGAGACUCUGUCUCUCAAACCGAGGACGUCCACCACCACUCAGCAUCACGAGCUGUGGGCGAGGCGGCCGCCGCAUGAUUCGGAGCGCCUGCUGCUGUGCUCCCGCUCCAGCAUCGACUCCCAGAUGACGUACAAAAGCGAGAGCUCCAGGUCCGAGUUCCUGUGCUAG
Messenger RNA from Scleropages formosus (Asian bonytongue), 1938 nucleotides. Its product is annotated as leucine-rich repeat, immunoglobulin-like domain and transmembrane domain-containing protein 3. The record is from RefSeq and is a predicted model, not a curated record. The transcript is spliced from 4 exons. Lineage: Eukaryota; Metazoa; Chordata; Actinopteri; Osteoglossiformes; Osteoglossidae. Gene Ontology annotation, molecular function: protein binding. The coding region runs from base 1 to 1938 and encodes 645 amino acids.